Molecule: messenger RNA, 4683 nt
Organism: Chionomys nivalis (European snow vole)
Lineage: Eukaryota; Metazoa; Chordata; Mammalia; Rodentia; Cricetidae
Gene: Vwa5b1
Product: von Willebrand factor A domain containing 5B1
Exons: 22
Coding region: 138-3788 (1216 amino acids)
Source: RefSeq, a predicted model, not a curated record
CAAGCUCCAGGCUCGUGCCUGCUGCCCUCUGGGUGCCUGGCGUGCGACUGUCUCUACAGCCGCUGGCUGAGUGUGCUUUCUUCUCUGAGCCCUCACAUCCUGGGAUCCUGGAGGCCCUGAGCUGAGGAGCCAACAGAAUGCCUGGCUUGCUGAACCGCAUCACAGGGGCAAACCUGCCUCUCACUGUGUCUGAUGUCACCUCCUAUGUCAGCGGCUAUGCCCUGGGGCUCACGGCCUCCCUCACCUACGGCAACCUGGAGGCUCAACCCUUCCAAGGUCUGUUCGUGUAUCCGAUGGACGAGUAUACCACAGUGGUUGGUUUUGAGGCAGUCAUUGCUGACCGUGUUGUCACCAUACAAAUCAAAGACAAAGCCAAGCUGGACAGAAGCCACUUGGAUAUCCAGUCUGCCACUGUCACGGGGAACAUUCCACAAGAUGGGGUUCCCAUCGCCCCUCAUUCCUGCACACCGGGAAAGGUGGCCUUGGAUGAGGAUCUGGAGAGGAUUCUGUUCGUGGUCAACCUGGGGACCAUUGCUCCCAUGGAGAAUGUCACCAUCUUCAUCAGCACCUCCUCGGAACUCCUCACGCUGCCCAGCGGGGCUGUGAGGGUCCUCCUGCCGGCUAUCUGUGCCCCGACUGUGCCUCAGUUCUGCUCUCACAGCUCUGGCUCCUCCAGACAACAGGCUCAAGGCAAAGACCCACACUGCUUUGGCAUCCAGACUGUGGACUCCUGGAAUGGGCUGUGUCUGGCCACCCUCCUGGAUACAGAGGUGACCAACCCGAUGGAAUAUGAAUUCAACUUUCAACUGGAGAUCCGUGGGCCGUGUCUGCUUGCAGGGGUGGAGAGUCCCACUCAUGAAAUCCGUGCAGACGCCGCCCCCUCUGCACACUCAGCCAAGAGCAUCAUCAUCACCUUGGCCAACAAACACACCUUUGACCGGCCAGUGGAGAUCCUCCUCCACCCUAGUGAGCCCCACAUGCCACACAUCCUGGUGGAGAAAGGGGACAUGACCCUGGAGGAGUUUGAGCAGCACUUGCAGGGAAAAGCGGAUUUCAUUCGGGGGAUGAAGAAGGACAACAGUGCCGAGCGGAAGACAGAAGUCAUCCGGAAGCGUCUCCACAAAGACAUUCCCCACCACUCGGUCAUCAUGCUCAACUUUUGUCCCGACCUCCAGUCUGUGCAGCCCAACCUGAGAAAGACCCACGGGGAGUUCAUCUUUCUCAUCGACAGGAGCAGCAGCAUGAGCAGGACCAGCAUCCAGUGCGUCAAGGAGGCCAUGUUGGUGGCUCUUAAGAGCCUCAUGCCGGCCUGUCUCUUCAAUGUCAUUGGGUUUGGAUCCACAUUUAAGACCGUCUUUGCUUCCAGUCAGAUCUACAAUGAGGCAAACUUGGCCAAGGCAUGUGACUGCAUCCAAAGAAUACGGGCUGACAUGGGCGGCACCAACAUCCUCUCCCCUCUCAAGUGGAUCCUGCGGCAGCCAGUACACCAGGGCCACCCAAGGCUACUCUUCCUGAUUACUGACGGGGCUGUGAGCAACACAGGGAAGGUUCUGGAGCUGGUGCGGAAUCACGCCUUUUCUACCAGGUGCUAUAGUUUUGGGAUUGGACCCAGUGUCUGCUACAGACUGGUGAAAGGACUGGCGUCUGUAUCCAAGGGCAGUGCGGAGUUCCUGACAGAGGGGGAGCGGCUGCAACCAAAGAUGAUCAAAUCCUUGAAGAAGGCCAUGGCGCCAGUGCUGAGUGACGUGACCGUGGAGUGGGUCUUCCCUGAGACCACAGAGGUCCUGAUCUCACCUGUUAGCACCAGCUCCCUCUUCCCUGGGGAACGGCUGAUGGGCUAUGGCAUCGUGUACGACGCCUCCUUGUACAUUUCCAAUUCCAGUCCCGACAAAAGGCGAAAGUACGGCACGCUGCAAGCUCAGGAGUCCAGCAGCUCCGUUUUCUAUCACUCUCAGGAUGAGGGACUUGGUCCCGCCAGUGGGAACUGUGCCAAAAUCUUCAACCCAGGGCAGACCCAAGAUGCCCAUCCAGACUCCCCCUCCCAUCACGGUCUGGAUGUCUCCCGACGACGGAGGGCAUACAGCACCAACCAGAUCUCUAGCCAGAAGACCAGCCCAAGGCCCACCACAGCCAGCGACCCCACUGGGAUUGCCAAGAGACACCCACUGCGAAAAGCCAAGGUGCAGGACCUUGCCAAUCAGGGCAGCUCAGAGAGCCAGCGGUGGCAGAUUGAUCUGCAGCCCUUACUCAGCAGUGGCCAUGACCUGAGCCAGGGCCCUAGACUGCACGGCCCAGGGGCCCGCAGGCCCUCCCUACUGCCUCCAGGCUGCCAGCCCUUGCUGCUCUCUGGCCAGGAGCCCCAGGCCUGGAACCCUAUGAAGGAGCUGGACCCUGGUUCCAGCCCUAAGUCUGCCCCUGACAGCCGAAGCUCAGAGGAUCUGGAGCCACCCCGCCACCCCUCCACCUUUGAAACUGAGAUGUCCUCAGACUGGGAGCCCAUGGCUGAGUCGGAGGAGCAAGUCAGUCCCUGCAGGCCUGCCACCCCAGGCCCUGUACAGGGGAAGGCCUUAGUCAAAGGCCUGUGCGACAACCAGCGUCUGCAGUGGGAGGUGAACUUUGAGCUGGAACCGCCAGCCCUGAAGAGGGAGGACGAGCAGGAUGCCGACAUGUGGAGUGAGACCUUCCACCACCUGGCAGCGCGCGCCAUCAUCCGUGACUUUGAGCAGCUGGCGGAGCGUGAGGACGAGAUCGAGCUGGGGUCCAAUCGCCGGUACCAGGUGAACGCUGUGCAUACCAGCAAGGCCUGCAACAUAAUCAGCAAGUACACGGCCUUCGUGCCUGUGGACAUAAACAAGAGGCGGUACCUGCCCUCGGUAGUGAAGUACCCCAACUCCGGUGCCAUGCUCCGAAUGGUCAGCUUCCGGAACCUGACCCGACAGUGGAAAGGCUCGUCUUCUGGUGUUGGAAGGUCCCAGACCAUGCUCAGAGAACACGCCUCGGCUGCAGGAGACAGCAAAUUCCAGACCCUAGCCCUAGAAGAAAGCCCUGCUUCGACCUUCAAUAAGAUCCUGUCCCCUACCCAUGAGAAGGACACAGCCGCAGAAGGUCCCCCUCACAACCUGUCCUCCCUGAAGGCCUCUGAGGCUCUCUUUGGAUCCAAAUUGAAUCUCAACAAACCCAGGCUGCUAACCCGAGCCGCCAAAGGCUUUCUCAGCAAAUCAAUGGCCAAGACCCCAGAGCCAAAUCCGGGCAGCCAGAGCUUGGACUACAUACCGCUGGUGUCUCUGCAACUGGCCUCAGGAGCCUUUCUGCUUAACCAAGCCUUCUGUGAUGCCAUCCAAAUCCCCAUGGAGAAACUCAAGUGGACCUCACCCUUCAUCGCCCUCCGAAUGUCCCUCACCACCCGCCGGCACGAUUCGAAGAGCCAGAGUCCACAGCACAGCAUCAGUCUGUCCUCUCCGUCCCCACCCUACGAUGACGACAACCCCCUGGAGGCCGAAGCUGAAGGCAGCUCAGACCUGGAGCCAGGCCUGCUGUUGGAGCACACGGGAAAGCUGUGGGCCACCGUGGUGGCACUCGCAUGGCUGGAACACAGCUCGGCUUCCUACUUCAUCGAGUGGGAGCUGAUCGCUGCUAAGGCCAGCUCGUGGCUGGAGCAGCAGAAGGUGCCCGAGGGCCGCACGCCGAGCACACUCAAGGCCACUGCCCGCCAGCUGUUUGUGCUCCUGAGACACUGGGAUGAGAACCUGGAGUUCAAUAUGCUCUGUUACAACCCCAAUUAUGUGUAGGGAGGAGGAGAGGGACGGGGCAUUUGGGUUGGUAGGGGAACUUUUUGAAAGUGUAGCCAAUAUAGUGUUACUAGAAAAAGGCUUGCACACUGGCAGUGGGUGGGCCUGAAUUCAAUUCCAACCUUGCUACCACCUACUAACUUUAGAUAAGUCACUGUCCCAUCAGGGCCUUCGUUGCCUAUCUGCGAAACAGGAGGGUGAGAGAAGGCUGUUUACUAGAUUUUUAAAUGGCCCCAAUAUUCCUUCCAUUCAGACUUUCAAGCUCUAGAACUUGUUGCUACUGGGGAAUGGCAAGAGAAACACACACACACACACACACAGGGUUGGGGGAAAGUAUUCCCUGGAGAAAGACCAUGUUGGUGCACACUAGAGAGAGCAAUGCCUUCUCCAAUAAAAGGUAGAUAAGAAAAUCCAUCAAAGACAAGCAACCAGAACCAUAAGCUUGCUCCAGGCACCAAAAGACCUCCUCUGUUUAUUGCAUUGUGGGAUAGGCUUGUGUCUCCAUGGUAACAGUCCAGGGGCUCCAAAUUCCACUAGGAAGCCAACCAAAGAACCAUCCCUCCCAAGACUUUGCAAGAAAUUCUUCCUGGUAGUUGAGUACUGCAUGGUAGGUACUAAGUUUGGCUUCCUGUCUAAGAAGAUGAGGGCACAACCAGUAAUAGUUCCUGUCCAGCCAAAAUAGUAGAUUGCAGUCUGCAGAACUGGUCUAGAAUAGGCAAGCUCACAGGAGUCAGUGAAGAAACCAGACUUAUUUCCAUGCCUUCCACUGUUGGAUAAAGUUUCUCCAUCCAUUGGUACAGAGGGGCCAGAGUGCCUCUGUGUGCAUUGCAUUCUGGGAUAGUGAGAUGUGGCCGUACCACAUUCUCAGGCAGAGAGAAAACUUGACAUCAGCCAC